CGUGUCAACAAGAGGUAAACAAAGUGACAUGGUCAUCCCUUCCCGAUGAAAGCGACCGGUUUAUCGUUAUUUUUGACUCGAAAUGGAGACUAAAAUUGCGACAGUGACUCUCCUCUGCGUCCAUCUGGCCUUUGAGACUGUCCUAGCUGCUAACCAGAUCAAAGGACUCGACGAUGCCAUACUAUUUCGACUUACUUGGCCUGGAUCGGAAAACAGCCUGUUGGAAUCGCCCGACUAUGAAAAGCUUGUUAUGACAACUCCCAACAAUGAGCAGUACCAGUGCCUCAUCCCAAUAAACUAUGGAGAUGAUGGGGAUGAUGCAGAUAUCUACACAGGACCAAAUCCCUUGACAUUAUUGAUGCCAUUGUUUAAGAAGCAGACAUGCAACUUGUGGCUGGAGUCAUAUUGGACCUACGAGCUGUGCCAUGGCACUCACCUGAAGCAGUACCGUGAGGAGCGAGAGGGCAAGUCCCCUCGAAGGCAGGAAUACAUCCUCGGCAUCUUGUCCAUGGAAGAGCUACGUAUUGCAGAGGCCAAGCUUGAUGAGGAUCUGAAGGCGAACCCCAACCCAGUCAUCCCCACCACCAAGAUCGAAGGGAUUGACAUGCCCUACUUUAUGAUCAACUACACUGAUGGCACCAUUUGUGACCUUACGGGAAAGCCACGUGUCAGUCACAUCCUCUUUGUGUGCUACGAGAAAGGCCGCCACGACAUCCACAGCAUCAAAGAGACAUUUACAUGUGAAUAUGAGAUUGUUGUGCUCUCGCCCAACAUCUGCCAGCAUCCUUUUUAUAGGCCACGGGAACUUCCCCAGACGGACCUCCACUGCAUCCCAAUGUCAGGCGCUCCCAAGAGGCCACGGAACCUCCGGAGGAUAGAAACAGAGAGCCUCAAGAUGCGCUCCAAUGGGGCUAUGCUGAGCGGAGUUUCAUCCAGUGGCUCCAUAAAACUCGAGGUAGUGGACGAUCCCGACCACCCCAGCAUAGCCUCCGUUACCCCUGAACCCCCUGCCAAGCUGUCCCUCUUCCCCCCCCAGCCAGCCAUUGACCAGAAGCUUGUGCAGGACUUCCUCAAUGGUGAAUACUGCCUGCAUGGGGGCUCUGGAUGGUGGAAGUACGAGUUCUGCUACGGGCGGAAAGUGGAGCAGUAUCAUGAGGACCGCGACGGAACUAGGACCGUAAUCCUCUUAGGGCAGUUUGACUUGGAGGGCCAUCGUGCAUGGAUACAGAAGCACCCAGAGAAGGUUUACAAACCUGGCAGGAGGUAUGUGUCACACUUCUACUCUGGAGGCACGACCUGUGACCUGACGGGCAGACCACGUCAAGUUGAAGUCAAACUCAAGUGCAAGGAGUCGCAGAGUCCGAGCUCCGUGACCUUAUACCUCCUGGAGCCUGAUACUUGUGAGUACACCCUUGGGGUCGAAACCUCCAUCAUCUGCCCGCUGCUCCAACACGCCGACACCCUCGGACUCUUCACCCAAAGUCAGGGUAAAGUAGAGGCUGAGGGCACCAUUGAUCCAGCCAUCCUGGUGGAGGAGAUCAUGCAGAGUCAGCAGGCAGAGGGUGAGGUGGAGGAGGUGGAGGAAGAGGAGCUGGAGGAACACGUGGUGGUGGAGGAGCAACAGGUGGUGGUUGUGGAGGAGAAGGUAGUGGUGCUGGUGGAGGAAGGAGUGGAGGAAGGACAUACUGAAGAGGAGGAAGGGAGUGUGAAGGACGAGAGGCUCUCCCAAAAGGAGAAGUCUAAGGGGGAGACGCAGCCAUCAGGGACACCCAGGGGCGAAGAACAGCCUUGAAGGGGACUUCUGUAUCUAUCUCAUAUCUUAUUUUCUCUUUCCUGUUCUCUGUAUUUUUUCUUUCUGUUCUUUCUCUUUUGCUGUUUAUAUUUAUAAUUUUCUAUACAUCUACAUAUCUAUCUAUCCCUCUUCAGGGAAGGGAGGAAGGGGACCUAGCAGUGAAGGGCUAAACCGGUGUUUCUUUAAGAAAAUGGAAAUAGAAAGCCCCCCAAAAAUGAGAUGUAGGCAAAUUGUAGUUCAGUAUGGGUGGAAACCAGUGAAGGUGCAGGGACCAGCAAAAGAAGUUUUUGAGCUUCCUUUUUACCCAACACCAAUAUUUGAUAUUAAUGGCAAAGAUGAUAAUGAUGAACACUAAUGAUUAAAUGCAGUGGGAGUGGUUAUAUGUAAUGUUCAAAAUCAUGGAAUAAUGUUUUCUUACAUGUAUGUAUACAUGUAGCCUAUAUAUGCACAUGUGCUUUUUUGCCAGUAAAUGUUAGGAAUAUAUUUUUUUCUAACUUUGUGGUAGCUCUUGGACUUUGCUUGUGAGGCAAAAUUGAACAUUUAUUUUUUCAAGUGUCUUUUUUAUAUAAGACCCUAGAUUCACCCCUCCCUUAUCCCCUUUCGUCUCUUUCCUCUUCCUUAUGUUGUCUCCACUUCUCCCUCCCCUUUUUCUCUCACUUCCCCUUCUGUUUGUAUGUCAUCACUGGGGGGGUAGGGGUAGGGAAAUGUACACACUGUUUCUCACACAGUUUGCCUUUCUGAAUCAUGAAUAAGAUGUCCCAUAUGGAGUUGGUGUAGCACAGAAAAGAAAGAGACCGAAGCUAAUCAUUGUCAGUGCAUUCUUAGUACAUUAUAUGUUUGUAAUUUAAAGAGAGCUCAUGAGAAAAAGACUUUGUUUCAUGUGGUGUAAAUUGUGCAGGUAUGAGGUGACAGUGAGGCUAAAAAUAUUUAUCAUCUCCAUUGGUACAGUUACCUCUCCUGUUAAAAGAAUUCUAGAUAUAGGAAAAUGGAAUUUAAAAAGAAGUGAGUUGAAAAGAGGAAUGCAAAAUGUGUCCAGGUUGUCUUCCCAAAAUGACAAAAAAGGAAUCACUUUUAAGUUCUAGUCUUCAGUGGUGCGAGCACAGGAAAAUAACUCAAAAAAGAAAGAAAACACAGACAUAAACAUCACAGAAACCUAUCAAUGUUAUGUUUUAUAAGAAGUUAGUUUUCUCUCUCUCUCUCUCUCUCUUUUGUUUUCAAGCUGUUUUUGUUUUGUUGUAUUGGGAUGUAUGUAUUUUUAUGUAUUUUGGCAUGUGUAGGUUGUUUGUAUUGUAGGGUUUCGUGUGUAAAAGUUGUAUAUAAUUCAUUGUGGGGUUUUCAUUUUUUUCUCUCUUUCUUUCUUUCUUUCUUUCUUUCUUUCUUUUUCUUCUUUCUUUCUUUUUUUUUUUUUUUUUUUUCUUUUUUCUUUUUCUUUUUUCUCUCUCUCAGAGUUGAUGGGUAGUGUGUGGAUGAGAGAUAGGGAAAGGGAGGGGGUAUGGGGCUGGUUAGGGUAGUCUAAAAGUUUAUAAGGAGGUUGAUUAUUGCUGUGUAUAUUUAAUAAGCUGCGAAUGAGAGAUUAUUCUGUGAUAACGUUGUGAUUUGAGCGUUUUCAUUCCAUCUCCAGCGGACGUUGGAGGUCGGGAGCUGCAGGACUAAACUAUUUUCACACAAUGCUUUUCAGAAUUAAAUUAAAGUGAAAAGAAGAAAGAAACAACAAAAAAGACAAAGAAGAACACUAAGACAUAAAUGGCAGAAUGUUUAGGGGGAAAAAAAAGUACAUGGUUAAAAUGUGAAAUCCUUUGAUAAAUACUUCAUUCACUACUUUCUGUGACAGAAAAGAAAGGCUUGUGAAUAGAAUUGGCAUAAACCUGAUUGAAAGGGGAGGUGGUUCCUAUGAAAUCAACUCCCCGCCCUCGCAUUCACUUCCCCGAUGUAUAAUGACUUCAUGAGUUCAGAACCUUUUGAAUAUUAUAACGACAACAACUCGGUCUUAUGACGCGCUCCAGCCUAGGUAUGUAACACUUUAUAUAUCACUUGAUAGUGUGCUCUUUCACUCUCAUUUCGUCAGUAACUAAAUGCUCGAAGACGUAUGAUGAUAAAUCCCAGGGCAGGCAGGGUUUUAAAGGUUGUUGUAAAUGACAUCUUCCAUGCCAUUUUUUUGUGUAGAAACCUACUGUAUGUAUAGAUAUAUAGAUAUAUUUUUAUGCUGUGACUGGUUCAAACUCCUUUGUGUGUAAACUUGUUAUAUGUCUGCAGACUUGAUGUGAGUGAAUAAAUUAAGAGAUCCUCCUA
This is a messenger RNA of Penaeus indicus, 4081 nucleotides long. RefSeq names its product endoplasmic reticulum lectin 1-like. Gene Ontology annotation, cellular component: endoplasmic reticulum lumen. Gene Ontology annotation, biological process: endoplasmic reticulum unfolded protein response; retrograde protein transport, ER to cytosol. The transcript has 11 exons. Lineage: Eukaryota; Metazoa; Arthropoda; Malacostraca; Decapoda; Penaeidae. The record is from RefSeq and is a predicted model, not a curated record. Bases 83 to 1792 code for a protein of 569 amino acids.